Limulus polyphemus (Atlantic horseshoe crab) is the source of this 1338-nucleotide messenger RNA. RefSeq names its product piezo-type mechanosensitive ion channel component 2-like. Gene Ontology annotation, biological process: detection of mechanical stimulus; cellular response to mechanical stimulus; regulation of membrane potential. NCBI's taxonomy places the organism in Eukaryota, Metazoa, Arthropoda, Merostomata, Xiphosura, Limulidae. Gene Ontology annotation, cellular component: plasma membrane. Gene Ontology annotation, molecular function: monoatomic cation channel activity; mechanosensitive monoatomic ion channel activity. The annotation marks the transcript as partial. The transcript has 5 exons. The record is from RefSeq and is a predicted model, not a curated record.
AUGAACAGGAGCCAGUGAAAGGAAUAAGUCUUGCAGAGAUUUUGUUUCGGUACACAGAACCUUUCAAGACGUUCUUCACGAACCUGCUGAGUCCAGAGUACCGAGUGACAGUGGACGUGUAUGCCUUUAUGUUUUUCUGUGAUUUCAUUAAUUUCCUUAUCGUGGUAUUUGGAUACUGGGCAUUUGGUGUUCCGAUCCCCUUCUUAAUCAUGUUAAUUGCUCAGUUUGCUUUGAUUGUAAUUGAUCGAGCUCUCUACCUUCGUAAAUACAUCUUCGGGAAACUGUUCUUUCAAAUUAUACUGGUGUUUAUCGUCCACGUUUGGAUGUUCUUCAUUUUACCCGCAGUGACAGAAAGAGAAUUUACAAGUCCUAAUACUCUACCUCCAAAACUCUGGUACUUCAUCAAGUGUGUCUACCUCUUGCUCUCGGCUUACCAGAUUAGGUCCGGAUACCCGACACGUAUUCUUGGUAAUUUCUUCUGCAAGAAAUACAACUAUAUUAAUCUUUUCUUAUUCAAAGGUUACAUGUUGAUACCGUUUUUGUAUGAACUGCGUUCGUUAAUGGACUGGAUUUGGACUGAUACUAGCAUGAAUAUUGGUAAUUGGUUAAAGAUGGAAGAUAUCUUUACAAAUAUUUAUCUCUUGAAAUGUAUCCGGAGAGUAGAAGCUGAAUAUCCCACUCCGCGAGGAGCUAAACGUACUUCCCUCGUUAAGUACGGUGUGGGAGGUUUUCUACUUUUUAUUAUUAUUUUAAUCAUUUGGUUUCCGUUGUUGAUUUUCGCCUUGGGCAAUACGGUGGGGUUACCUAAUGGUCCAUAUGACUGUACAGUCGAAAUUACUAUUGGUGGCUAUGAACCUAUUUUUAAAAUGAGUGCACAGAGAAAUUCACUCAAGUCAUUUACACAGAACGACUGGGACAAAAUGGUGUAUUACUACCGAUCAGAUCCGUCCGCACAGACUUUCUUGGCCAACUACGACAUACGAGACAUCACCGUAGUUGAACUGAAUGGAAAUUCUACCUCCGUAUGGGCUGUCAGUCCUCCUAGUCAGGCUGCUCUUAUUACUGAGCUGCUAUCCAAUGAAACCGAGUUAAAUGUGAAGUUAUCGUGGUCUUUCUCCAGAGAUCCCAAGUCGUCAGAAGUUGAAAAAACUGUUAAUAAUGAACAUGUUAUAAAACUAAAUAACCUUGAAGAUCGAGACCUCAGAGAAAAGUUAGCCAAUAUGUUAAAUGGUAGUAGAAGCACAGAUGAAAUAACCCUUCCGUACUUAUUCCCCAAAUACUUGAAAGUUCCUGGACGAGGAAGACCUUCCCCUGUCACAGCUUUAGUUAAGAGCAAUG